AUGGCACCAAGUACCGCGCGCCUCACAAUCUUCGUCUUUGGCCUCUCAUCCUUUGCGGCGGGAGUCAAUUCCCUCCUGCGUCCUCACGCAUCACUCGCAUUACUAAGCCUGCCCGCCACUGCUCUGCCCGCAGCCAACGGCAACGCUCUGGCUGCCAUCGCAAUGGGCAUCUACUACACCUUGGCAGCAGCCCAAGACAACAGCGCCUUCUUUCUCGCCACCAUACCAAUGCGUUUGACGUCUGCUGUCGUGUUUUGGCGACAAGACUGGGGUAUCGUUGCGGGCUGGGAGGGUGGAAGCGCGGCCUUGACGCUGCUCGCCUUGGCUUGGGAUGCUCGGCAACGGAACCACGAGUCACGAGGCUCAAAAGUCGCUUGA
This is a messenger RNA of Colletotrichum orchidophilum, 378 nucleotides long. RefSeq lists its product as uncharacterized. Bases 1 to 378 code for a protein of 125 amino acids. NCBI's taxonomy places the organism in Eukaryota, Fungi, Ascomycota, Sordariomycetes, Glomerellales, Glomerellaceae. The transcript has a single exon. The record is from RefSeq and is a predicted model, not a curated record.